Messenger RNA from Maudiozyma barnettii, 642 nucleotides. RefSeq lists its product as uncharacterized. The record is from RefSeq and is a predicted model, not a curated record. Bases 1 to 642 code for a protein of 213 amino acids. NCBI's taxonomy places the organism in Eukaryota, Fungi, Ascomycota, Saccharomycetes, Saccharomycetales, Saccharomycetaceae. The transcript has a single exon.
AUGAAUUACAACACAGCUACAACCACCAAACACCAAUUCGGUCGCAAGCUGACCCGAUGCCUUGUGGAGUCGCUGGUCAGACCCUUGAGAGAGCUCAUCGAUAUCUUGCUGGAGUCGCUGAUUUACACGAACCGUCAUCGUCAUCGAACCUUGGUCAAUGUUUUACUUAAUAUCAGGGAGAACAUCAAAUCUUCGAAUGUGGAUGCCAGGAGAUUGACAGACACGUACGAGCUGAUCGUUAUGUUCCUUGAAGAGAUCGAUCAGUUGAAUAGUAGGACGUUGCAAUCCCUGGAAUUGAUCAUCAAACAAUGCUUCCAUUUUUUCAAAUCUUUUUUCGAAUCGUUUCAGUUGUUUCAUACUUUGGAUGAACAUAUUCAUAACAAUAAAAAUCUUAACGAUAAGAGAUUUGUCCUUUCAAUGAAGGAAUUUGUGACAUUCAAUAAACAAUGGUACAUCGAAUUAAUGAUUCAUUCAUCAGGUUAUAAAGAAUUCUUAUCAACAAAGAAUCAGAUUUUACCAAAUAGUAACAAUCAUCCCGAUAUUAUCAUCGAGAGUGAUUUGUUCAAAAGUUUUCUCUCAAAGAGGAAACAACGACUUCUGACAGAAUCGUUAGUAAAUAGAUAUAGAUCAUGUAUAAUAUAA